Messenger RNA from Pristis pectinata (smalltooth sawfish), 2385 nucleotides. Its product is annotated as extracellular calcium-sensing receptor-like. Bases 31 to 2385 code for a protein of 784 amino acids. Gene Ontology annotation, molecular function: G protein-coupled receptor activity. Gene Ontology annotation, biological process: G protein-coupled receptor signaling pathway. The transcript has 5 exons. NCBI's taxonomy places the organism in Eukaryota, Metazoa, Chordata, Chondrichthyes, Rhinopristiformes, Pristidae. The record is from RefSeq and is a predicted model, not a curated record. Gene Ontology annotation, cellular component: membrane.
GAUUUUAGGAGCUUCCGCUGGGUACAGACGAUGAUUUUUGCAAUUCAGGAAAUAAACAGAGACAGCACACUCCUUCCAAGUGUAAAGCUGGGCUAUCGGAUUUAUGACACUUGUGCAACACACACCCAGUCUCUCAGAUCAGCCUUGGCAUCAAUGACUGGAGAAAUAGAAGAGGUGUCCAGCCAGGACUGUGAGGGAUCUGUUUUCAUUCCUGUGAUCGUCGGUGACUCAGGUUCAACACAGUCCAUGAUCAUACAGCGGACACUGGGUCCUUUCAGAGUUCCAAUGGUCAGCUACUUUGCAUCCUGUGCAUGUCUGAGCCACAGGGACAAAUUCCCAGCCUUUUUCAGGACCAUGCCAAGCGACGCCUACCAGGCCCAAGGUGUGGCCCAACUGGUGCAUCGGUUUGGUUGGACGUGGGUGGGAUCAGUGGCUGGUGAUGACGACUACGGCCGCAAUGGCAUUCAGGCAUUCAGUGAUGAAGUCAGAAGGUUGGGUGUUUGCAUUGCUUUCACUGAAGUCAUUCCAAAAGUGUACUCCAGGCAAAAGAUCCUUCAAAUCACAGAGGUGAUCAAAGCAUCGACUGCCAGGGUUAUUGUCAUGUUUGCCAUCGAGGGAGAUGCGUAUCCUUUAAUCAGAGAAAUUGUGAAGCAAAAUAUCACUGGAAGACAAUGGAUAGCAAGCGAGGCCUGGGUCACCUCUGCGUUGAUCGCAGCCAGAGAGAAUCUCCUCUCCCUGACCGGGACAAUAGGGUUCGCAAUUCACAGAGGUGAGAUCCCAGGCCUGAGGAAUUUCCUUCUUGAAGCCCAUCCAUUCAAAACUCCGAACAAUCUCUUUGUGAAGGAGUUGUGGGAGACGAUAUUUAAAUGUUCUCUGAAGACGUCAGGUAGCAUCAAAGGAAAUAAUGCAUCAGAUGCCACUCACAGCCAAUGUACUGGCUCAGAGGACUUAAACAGUACGUACAAUAUAUAUUCAGAUGUGUCUCAACUGAGGGUUUCUUACAAUGUCUACAAGGCCGUAUACGCAAUAGCUCAUGCCCUUCACAAUUUGAACUCUUGCAAAAGUGGCACUGGACCAAAUAAUACCUGUGCAAAUAUCUUCAACUUCAAACCAUGGCAGCUCCUCCAUUACCUGAAGGAGGUGAGGUACACAACCAGGCUGGGCGAGAGCAUUUACUUCGAUGAGAAUGGGGACCCACUUGCCUCGUAUGAUAUCAUCAACUGGCAGAGAAAGGCAGAUGGGUCCGUAAAGUAUGUUCAUGUUGGCAGGUUUGAUGCAGCUUUGGGCUUGGAGCAUGACCUUCAGAUAAAACAAGAAAAUAUCAUUUGGCAUGGCAACCAAAUCUCGGUCCCACAGUCAGUGUGCACGGACAGCUGUCCUCCAGGUACAAGGAAAACAGUUCCAAAGGGACAACCGGUUUGCUGCUCGGAAUGCUUGCUGUGUCCAGAUGGAGAGAUCAGUAACACCACAGAUUCUCUCAACUGUAUUCCGUGCGCACCGGAAGAUUGGCCCAACCCACUGAGGAAUGAGUGCAUCCCAAAACAUAUUGAGUUCCUCUCGUUUGAAGAUACCAUGGGGAUCACCCUGACAACCGUGUCCCUGCUGGGAACGGCCAGCACGGUGGGUGUCGCAGGUGUGGUCUGGUACUACAGGAGAAGCCCCAUCAUCCGAGCCAACAACUCUGAGCUCAGCUUCCUGCUCCUCUUCUCGUUGGCGCUGUGUUUCCUAUGCUCGCUGACCUUCAUCGGGCAGCCCUCGGAAUGGUCCUGUGUGCUGAGGCACACGCUGUUUGGAGUCAGUUUUGUCCUCUGCAUCUCCUGCGUGCUGGCCAAGACCCUGGUGGUGCUGAUGGCGUUUAAAGCAACUCUCCCUGGCAACAACCUGAUGAAGUGGUUCGGGACCCUGCAGCAGAUCCUCAGUGUCCUGCUCUGCACAGCCAUCCAGGUAGUGACCUGCCUGGUGUGGCUGCUCCUGGCAGCCCCGUUCCCAGUGAAGCAGACCAAAUACUACAAGGACAAGAUUAUUUUUGAGUGUGAUUUAGGCUCGGUGACCGCGUUCUGCUGUGUACUGGGUUACAUCGGUUUCCUGGCGUGCAUCAGCUUUGUCCUUGCGUUUUUAGCUCGGAAGCUCCCCGACAACUUCAAUGAGGCGAAGCUCAUCACCUUCAGCAUGCUGAUCUUCUGUGCCGUGUGGCUGGCAUUUGUCCCGGCCUACGCCAGUUCCCCCGGGAAGUACGCCGUGGCGGUCGAGAUCUUUGCCAUCUUGGCCUCAAGCUUUGGCCUGCUCAUCUGCAUAUUUGUUCCCAAGUGUUACAUCAUCCUGUUAAAACCAGAGCAAAACACCAAGAAGCAUCUUAUGGGCAGAACAAGCCAACAAAAGGCUUAA